Messenger RNA from Cuscuta epithymum, 1924 nucleotides. The record is from the annotation of a GenBank genome assembly. Lineage: Eukaryota; Viridiplantae; Streptophyta; Magnoliopsida; Solanales; Convolvulaceae.
AAUUGAUUGAUGCCCAGCAGCCGAACAGGGUCACCAACGACAACGACGCAUCCUGCAUCCGCCCAAUCGAAAGACGACUCCUCAGACGACAAACCCUUCGACCUUCGUCAAUCUCCGCCGAGUCGCCGACCAGGCGACCACCGUCUGUCCGUCUAGGGCCGCCAACGCAGCACUGCACGUCUGCACCACGACCAGGCUACCACUCUACUCAGACGUUAUUUUUUGCUGAAGCCUGAAGCAGUGAGCCUGUGAAGCAGGACUGAACCUGGGUUAACGUAAUCCCAAAGAAGAGUGCCAGAAUGCAAUUUUCCUGGGUUUCAUAGCAUAUAGUUUGUGAGUGAAGUUGCUGUAGUUUGGAAACCAUUGGGAUGGCCGAUAAGAAAGCGCUGUUCCGGGCUAAAUUGGCAAAGAGGAACGAGAAGCGUAUUGAGAAUCCUCUUGUGAGGUACAAUGAGCAUGAUCAACCUGUCUGUAGAGUUUGUGACGUUCUUCUGAAAUCUGAGACAGACUGGACUGUUCACCAAGCAUCUCGUAAACAUAAUACGGCAAUCAAUAAUCUCAAAGCCAAAUCUACCACACUAAAGCGAACUAACAAUGUGAAUACUGAGCUUCCUAAAGACUCACAUAGGGUUAAACCUGAGAAUCAUGACGAGUUUCUUAAUAAAGGAGUUGAAGUUUCUACAGGGCUGUCCAAACCUCGACAGGCAUCUUCCCUUCCUCCCAACUUUUUUGAUAGCAAGGAAACAAAGAAACAAAAAAGUGAUCAUAUUGAAUCAAGAGGCCAUGGCACACAAAAUACUGAAGCCAUUGCUCAAGCUAAAGAAUCAUUGCCACCUAUUCCAAGGGGCAAGGUGGAAAUAAACAAUGUAAACAUUGAUGAAAAAAAUUCUGAAUCUGGGCUGUCCAAGGAACACAUAUCAAAGCAGACUCUUGGCUCUGAAACUAGGAAGGCCAAAGGACUUAUACCUGAAGGAUUUUAUGAUAAUAAAGAUGCUGAUUUGCGUGCACGUGGUAUUACACCAGUCAAACCUGAUGUCAAGGAUGAGUACAAGGAGUUUGAGAAGUUGAUCCAGGAGGACUUACAGGAGGUUGACAAACGCUUAGAGGAAGAGGAGUAUGAUGCAGCUGAUAUGAUAGAAGAGGAAGAGACUGUGGAACAAAGGGCCUACAGAGAAAGGGUGGAGAUGUUGAAGAAGAAAAAGAUGGAACUUAAGGCUCGCAAGUCUACCAUCCGUAGCAAAGCUACUCCUCCGAUCACUAAGGAAGAGUCUAGUAGUGAUGAAGAGUCUUUAAGUGAUGAUAGCAAUGAAAACUUAACAGUUGAUUGGAGAGCUAAACAUCUGUGAAAUCCAUUUUUGUAUACUUGGUAGUAAUGGCACUUCCUCUUCACCAUCCCUUCAGCUCUGUUCUUUCAUAACAGGUCGCUUUUAAUUUCAAAAUGUGUUCUAAUCCAACUUCAUUAGUAUUCUGGUUGCAGAUUUUGGAGUUGACUGAACCGUUAAUGAGGUAAAGUUCAACAGAAACGGAACCCUGGCAGAUUUAAUUGUUUUGUGACACCGUGACAUCCAUUGAGGGACAAUACCGAUCUACCAAACAGGCAAACAUUAUUUUAAUUUUAGAAAUUUGAAAUGAAAUGUUUCGAAACAAACCCUUAGCUAAUACGUAGUAGUAUGGAGUAUUAGUUUGUAUAAUUGUAGCUUUGUGGUUGGAGUUGUGCAAAGCGUCUGUUAUGCAAUCUGAUCUGCUAUUCUCUUUGUACUGUUUCCGACUUGGCAAAAUAUAUUGUGCACCAUCUUGUACAGCUGGAUAAAUUUCUUGUGUGGGUUAAAUCACAUGAAGUUAUUUAAUGAUUUAAAACUUGGACUAAUAAAAUAGAACUCAAAUGUACAUGUACAUUGUUGUGUACUUUGAGAACAGUCUAUAC